This is a messenger RNA of Glycine soja, 318 nucleotides long. RefSeq lists its product as uncharacterized. The record is from RefSeq and is a predicted model, not a curated record. The transcript has a single exon. NCBI's taxonomy places the organism in Eukaryota, Viridiplantae, Streptophyta, Magnoliopsida, Fabales, Fabaceae. The coding region runs from base 1 to 318 and encodes 105 amino acids.
AUGAAAGGGUCGAAUAAGGGUAUUGAAUUUGAAGAGGUGAGUUGUGCUGGUCUUGAUGGAACUCCGUGGCCAGAGGACACAAACAAAGGGAAUAAAGAGAACACAAUAAGCACCACAAGGCGUCGCCCUUGUCGGACUACUCGAGCCUCCGACAAGACCGCGGAUUCUGGAAGAGGUGUCGGUGUGGUUGGGUGGCUGCCGGAGCAGAUGGAGACGCUGAUGAGGGCUGCUGAGAUGUGGCGGGAAAGAGCCAUGAAGGGUGACCCUGAUGCGCCUCAUUCAAGGGUUCUUAGAGUUCUUCUUGGUCAAGAAUUUUGA